Messenger RNA from Lethenteron reissneri (Far Eastern brook lamprey), 4263 nucleotides. Its product is annotated as calponin-2-like. The record is from RefSeq and is a predicted model, not a curated record. Lineage: Eukaryota; Metazoa; Chordata; Hyperoartia; Petromyzontiformes; Petromyzontidae. Gene Ontology annotation, cellular component: actin cytoskeleton; focal adhesion. Gene Ontology annotation, molecular function: actin filament binding. Gene Ontology annotation, biological process: actin filament organization; actomyosin structure organization.
UAGCGUGGAUUGGAAGCCGCCAACCUCAGAGGCGUGAGAGCAGCCACAGCAGCAGCAGAAGCAUCAUCAUCAGCAGCAGUAGUAGUAUCGUCAUCAGCAGCAGCAGCAGCAUCAUCAGCUCAUACACGGACCACCACAAGAAUCUACACGUGGAGCAAUUCCGUUCCGGAUCAACUUUAUCAAGUCUGCAGAAGGGGAAACAGAAUUGAUACUUUUCUCGCAUCUCUCUCUCUCAUCUCUCAACUUUGUCGUCGUCGUCGUCGUUGAAGCUUCACAAUGGCUUCGAAUUUCAACAAAGGGCCGGCCUACGGUCUCUCAGCGGAGGUGAAGAACCGGAUCGCCCAGAAGUACGACUUGCAGAAGGAGCAGGAGUUGCGUGCGUGGAUGGAGGAGAUCACCGGCCUCUCCAUCGGCUCCAACUUCCAGCUGGGCCUCAAGGACGGCGUCAUCCUGGGCGAGCUCAUCAACAAACUGCGCCCGGGCUCCGUGAGGAAAAUCAACCGGUCCAAGCUGAAUUGGCACAAGCUGGAGAACAUCACCAACUUCAUCAAGUCGAUCCAGGAGUACGGACUCAAGGCCCACGACAUCUUCGAAGCCAACGACCUCUUUGAGAACGGCAACAUGACGCAGGUGCAGACGACCCUGCUCGCACUCGCCAGCAUGGCGAAGACCAAGGGCGUGCAGACCAACGCGGACGUCGGCAUCAAGUACGCCGACCAGCAGCAGCGCAACUUCGACACGGAGAAGAUGAAGGCCGGCCAGUGCGUCAUCGGCCUGCAGAUGGGCACCAACAAGUGUGCAAGCCAGGCGGGCAUGACCGCCUACGGGACGCGUCGGCACCUGUACGACCCCAAGACGCUGACUGACAAGCCCAUGGACCACUCCUCCAUCAGCCUGCAGAUGGGCACCAACAAGCACGCCAGCCAGGCGGGGAUGACCGCCCCGGGCACGCGGCGCCACAUCUACGACCACAAGCUGGGCAUGGAGCACUGCGACGAGGGCUCCAUCCCGCUGCAGAUGGGCACCGCGCAGCCCGGAGCCAAGGGCAUCGUGUACGGCCUGGGCCGCCAGGUCUACGACCCCAAGUACUGCCCCGGCGGCUCGGAGCCCGUGAACGCGCGGGGCUACGGCGAGGACGGCGGCGGCGGCGACGAGGACGACGACGAGGAGGAGGAGCUCGGCGGCGGGGUCAGGGGUCGCGGGGCGGAGCGCAGCAACGGGCGGGACGCGGCGAACGGCGCUGGCUACGCGGAGGAGCGCGGCUACGGGGGCGCGUACCGCGGCUACGAGCGCGGAGCGGAGGAGGACGAGGAGGACGAGGAGGAGGAGGAGGAGGCCGUGUACCGGCAGCGCGUGCAGUGACGCGGGGGCAAAGUCUCCCCGCGUCGUCUCCUAACGAAUGUUUUGUUUUUCGUCUUCCUCGUCCUCCUCUUGUCACCCCUUACUCUGUCGUCGUUUUUUUGUUUAAUUUUUAAUGACGGGAAGAUUUUUUAAAUGCUGUACGAAGUGUAAACUGUUCGUUUUCUGCUCCCGCACGUUUGAAUUUCCAUUCGAAGUGCUCCGAGAUUGUCAGUUUCCCCAAUUUCUUGUUCUUCCUUUAACUCGCCCUGCCAAACCGGCACCCCGUAUCUACGAGCAGCCCCUGCUGCUCACAAAGGGAAUAUUGUGUCGCUGUGGAGGGGGGGACGCGGCACACCACUGCUCAGUGCGUGCAGCGUCAAAGUUAAGGAAUUUGAACUCGCACAAAAAAAACGUCUUUGAGCCCGGCCAUCAAACCCCAGACUACCAUCCAUGCAACUAAAACAUCUUAGAUUUGUCCGGUUUUCAAUCAAAUUCGUUGAUUUUCCAAUUAUCUUUUGCUCAACUUUUAUUUGUACCUACUCACUCAACCUCUCUCUCUGUCUCAAUAGCAUUCCAGCUGAGCAGCUUCCUUCGUAAUGAUCUUUUGCACGUUACUUCUACCCAAUGUGUUAACAUCGAUGUAGCGCUCUGCUUCAGUGAGCAGCAUCGACAAUUUAUCGACAAACUUGUGCAUUGUUUGAGUAACGCUUCAUUUGUACGGGGGGGACCUUUUCGGUUCAUCAGAAAUGAAGUGUUUAAAAUUGUGACUUGAGAUGGUUGAAACGUAUAUGAAAAAUAAGGAAAAUCUCUCCGGAGACUCGGCUCUUUAUUUGAAAGACGCUCUGCCUAGAAUGAUGGACCAAUUUCUUAUUUACAAACCAGAGUGCCCAUAGAAAGCCCGCACACAUAGAUAGGAACACUCAAAACCCUCCUCUUGUCUGCAGGGAGUGCUGUGUGUGAUUUCUAAAGGUUUUGAUGGGUGAUACAAGGGCUGGUAAAAGCCUUGUGCUGCAGAUGCUCGUGUUUAUCACUGCAAAUCCAUUUAAGGGUUAAAUACGUUCCAUUAAAUUCUUUUACAUUACAAUACUUUCUCUACCUGUAGCACAAAGGACCAAUGUCUUGAACUUUAGAGAAGUGCACAGCAACUUUUGACCAAUUGUGCUCCGAGUUGUUGUUGGUCACGCGCGUGAGAGGUUCAUCGCCUUAAUCGAGAGAGCCGACACGCAAAGCAUUGUGGGAUUGGCACCCUUGGCCUGUGAUUGGCCGCUUUCCCUCGCCGGGACAGCUCAGUGUUGUUAGGUUUGCGAUCAGUCCGUAGACCACCCAGCGCGAUGGGAACGUGUUUUUAAAACUAUAAGGGAACAAAACGUACAAUUGUAACGCGACUAAUACUGUUCCGCAUCGCGUUUAUUAAUUACUAGCUUGCAUAAUCAUUCCCAGUGAUGUUUUGUCUUUUUUUAAACUCCUUUAUGUUGAUGAUCCUAACUAUAUUCCGCAAACAACAUAGGGAGCACUUGUGUGUGUGUGUGUGUGCGUACAUGCAAUCAGACACUGUAUAUAAUAACACACUGAUAAUGUUUUCCUUGCGUACCAAGCUGAUUUAGUUUUCAGUCCAUCAUGUCAUAUUUUAUAUUCGGCAGUUUUUUUCCGUUUUCCCCGCCCCCAAGAAAAUGUUACAAAUUCGCCAUUGCCACGUAUGUACGUUGAACUUCUUUCGCGCCGUACGCAGCCGGCCGCGCUAAUCGGAAGGUGCGGGGAAAUCUAGAAGCCACAAACGCAGUUCCACGACUCACGACGUGACCACAGUGCGUGUGUGCGCGCGGGCGCCGAUACGUUACAAUGCCAGCCGUCUCGCGUGUGCCGCUCCUGGCCAGGUCUGUUUUUUUUUCCAUCUGUGCCAAUCGCUAUCUUUAGCCGGAACCUCCCCUAGGUCAGUUUGGCCUAAAUCGGUCGCCUGGUGCGGCGUGCGCUGUCAACACGCCGUUGCGUGGGACGGGGGGGGGGGCAUGAGGGGGGGCAGCCAUACACCGUGCUUCUUGGCCCCACCACCAGCUUGACCCCGUGCGGAAAAUUAUAUAACUUUUAUUUUUAAGUACAACACCAUAUAUACGUAUGUUUCUGAUUGCAUGCACACGUCCACACCGGCAUAUGACCUAAACGUGUUAUUCUUUUUUUUAUGUUUAACGUUGUCGUGUACAUUUUUACGUAAAAGUGUGGGGGGGGGUGAGGGGGAGUGACCCACGAUCGCCACCGUGUAACGCAGUCGGAACGGUCCUGGCGGUGAGAGGGGGGGGGGCCAUGUGCGUUCACGACCUGCCCGCUGAGACGACUCUUUUGACCACCUCAAAGUUGGCCCUGUCAUGAAUGCACACCACGUGUGAACGGGCGUACGUCAACAAACUUAACAGGCAGAAAAACUGAGAAUUAAAAAAUGGUUAGCCUUCGACAAAGUGCCCGUCAAAACAAUGGCGAUCAAACUGAAAUUGGGCAUUUUUCCAAGUGUUCGGUCACUGAAACAACUUUGUACCUAGGUAAGACGUUUGCCUAGCAAGUUGAAUUUUUUUUUGUUGACCAGAUAUGAAAUGACUAAUUGAAUUGUAUUUUUUUCUGUUUUAAAUGAGAUGUUAACCCCAGCCAGAGUUUAACAUUUUAGGUCAAUUUUUACAAAGUGUUCCUGUUGUAUUACAAUUAAGAAAAACCCUAUUUUGUUUUGCGUUUAAAUAUAUUUGAACUGUCGUCGUACGAUCACGUUCCAUUCUAUUAGGCAGUUGUACUCUGCUCCUACUGUAGAUUAGACCAGUCUUUUAACUUCAAAACUAGAGUAAUGAAUUGUAAACAAAAGUGUUCUUCAAUACUUCCUUGUAUCAUUUAAAGAGAAAUGUUUCCCCAAAACCACUAAAUAAAGAUUAGAUACCAGUUUAA